CUUCGGGCUGAGAGAGGACAUUUCUCCUCUAAGUAAUGAGAGGUGGUCUACUACACUCCUUCUGGUGGACACCACCCCUUUGAAGAUCCACUUGGUGAUGAACUUGAACAUAAUGGAAACAUAAUCAAGGGGACUUACACACUACAACAUGUGUCAGGUGAGGUGGCAAAAGACCUGAUUGAGUGGAUGAUCACUGAAGACCCUGAGAAGAGACCUACAGUGGAGGAGACCCUGGAUCAUCCCCUCUUCUGGGAACCACACAGGAGAUUGGAUUACUUUAUCAAAAUUGGGAAUCAGGAUGAGGCAGAGAACCAUCUUAAUGCUGACCCAGAGCUCGUUCAAGCUCUGGACCAAGGUGUUGAGAAGAGAUCCUUCUAUCAGUGGAAAUCCAAGCUGCCCCAUGUGUUGAUCCAGAAGAUGGAUGGUAAAAGGAAGGCCUACACUGACAGCACAUUGGAGUUACUGCGCUUCAUACGCAAGCUAGAUGCACACUAG
Messenger RNA from Coregonus clupeaformis (lake whitefish), 495 nucleotides. RefSeq names its product serine/threonine-protein kinase/endoribonuclease IRE1a-like. The transcript has 4 exons. Gene Ontology annotation, biological process: IRE1-mediated unfolded protein response; intrinsic apoptotic signaling pathway in response to endoplasmic reticulum stress; mRNA processing. Gene Ontology annotation, cellular component: IRE1-TRAF2-ASK1 complex. The record is from RefSeq and is a predicted model, not a curated record. Bases 187 to 495 code for a protein of 102 amino acids. Gene Ontology annotation, molecular function: RNA endonuclease activity; protein serine/threonine kinase activity. NCBI's taxonomy places the organism in Eukaryota, Metazoa, Chordata, Actinopteri, Salmoniformes, Salmonidae.